Messenger RNA from Cydia fagiglandana, 2924 nucleotides. Its product is annotated as zinc finger protein ZFP2-like. Lineage: Eukaryota; Metazoa; Arthropoda; Insecta; Lepidoptera; Tortricidae. Gene Ontology annotation, cellular component: nucleus. Gene Ontology annotation, molecular function: DNA-binding transcription factor activity, RNA polymerase II-specific; zinc ion binding; RNA polymerase II cis-regulatory region sequence-specific DNA binding. The record is from RefSeq and is a predicted model, not a curated record. The transcript has 17 exons. Bases 99 to 2060 code for a protein of 653 amino acids. Gene Ontology annotation, biological process: regulation of DNA-templated transcription.
UUAUAUAUAACUGUGUUUACAUAUCGAUUUUACGUAUUACACAGAUUUUACAACAAUAAUCACACAAAACCCAUUCUAAAUGCGGUAGCCGGCUCAAAAUGUUGAAAAGCUUGAAGCAGGAAAGUGCGGAGGAGCUGCUAGCUUGCCGCAUAUGUCUCGCGACGGACACUCAUUUGUAUGGGAUUUUGGAGCACCGCUUAGAGAAUGCUUUCAUUGAUAUUACAGGCACCACCCUGUCGGCAUGGGACGGCUACCCGCAGCACCUGUGCGUGCCGUGCCGCGCGCUGCUGCGCCGCGCGAGCGCCCUCCGCGCCCGCUCGCGCCGCGCGCACCGAGCACUCAAGAGGAUCCUCAUGCUACAACAUACGAUAACGACAGACUACAUUCGUACAGUGGACCGUAUAGCUGAGGGCCUCAAUCUGCCUCUCUCCAUCUCUGUCUGUCCUGAACCUGUACUCUUCCAACAUGAUGACAACGACGAUCUUAUAAAAGAGGAGAUCCCCCUCCUCUCCCCCUCCCCGCUGCCCUCCCUCCCCUCCCCCAAAGAGGACAUCGUGGUAAAGGACGAGCUGCCCUGCGAGUACGAGUCCAACGACGACGUCGCGCUGAGCGAGCUGCAGGAGAGGCCUACCCCACAUAAGGAGAAGAGGAAAAAGGUUAUGAGGAAAUCGAAGACGAAAAAAACAAAGUCUGAGAAAGUGAAGAGCAGAGAACGGAAAAAGACGGAGAAGAUACGGGAUGAAGACUUCCCCGCUUUCGAGAAGGAAUACAACUUCGAUGUGGUCAUACUGUCCAGGGAGCAACAGAUCGAAGAUAUGGCGUCGCGGAAAGAGAAGGACAACUACAUGAACUCGCAGUUCAAAUGCGAGAAAUGCUUCAAGGGGUUCUACACCGAGGCGACGCUCGCUAACCACGACGCCAAACACCACGACGAGGCCGUGGGCCCGCACUCGUGCGAGCUCUGCCUGUGCCGGUUCCGUAUACCAGCCAUCCUGCGCCGCCACCUCGCCACGCACCGGCUAAGAUUCGUGUGCCAACACUGCGGCUUCACCGCGAGAGACAGGUCGCACGCCAUGACUCACUCGAAAGAGCACAAGGGGCUGCGGUACGAAUGCCAGUACUGCGGAGACACCUUCAAAAAGCGGUCGACGUACGGCACCCACGUCCGCAUCCAGCAUCCCAACCAGAACAAGUCCUGUGACGUGUGCGGAGAAACGUUCCUAGGAGCACUCGGGCUCGCGCUACAUAAAAAGAAAUCUCAUCGACAGGUGGUCGAGGCGGGCGCGGCGCCGUGUGCGGUGUGCGGCGUGUGCUUCGAAAGCGAAUACGCGCGCGCGCGCCACGCCGCGCUCGCGGUGCGGGGCUGCCAGCACACCAGAGCAUGUGCGCUGUGCGGAGAGAACUUCAAGGACGAACCGGCACUGCAGGCACAUGUUAGAGAGAGACACCAGGACCGGCAGACGCAGUGCCAGGAGUGCGACAUGACGUUCGCGAGCGAGGCGUCCCGCAGCGUGCACUACGAGCGAGUCCAUCUCAAGGUGAAAGUGCGCCGCUGCCUGCCCAAGACGGGGCGCAAGUACGACCGCUACGGGGACCACUUCAUGUGCGAGAUGUGCGGCAAAAAGUGCCAGAACAACAUCGCUCUGAAGUACCACAUCCGCUCACACACGGGGGAGAAGCCGCACGCCUGCCCCCACUGUCCGAAGCACUACUCCACGCCCGUCGCCCUGCAGUACCACAUCCGGUCUCACACGGGGGACAAGCCGCUGGCGUGCCCGCACUGUCCGCUGCGUUACGCCACUCACAAGGGACUGCAGACUCAUCUGCUCAAGCACACAGGUGAGAGACCGUUCAAGUGUGAGCUGUGUGGGAAGGCCUUUACGCAGAAGACCAUGUUGCAGAAACAUAAAACAGUACACACAGGUGAGAAACCAUACGCGUGCGAUAUAUGCGGCAAGGCGUUCACGCAGUCCGGCUCCGUGCACACGCACGUCAAAUACGUGCACAAGAAGCUGCCCGCGCCGCCGCGCAACCGCGGCAAGCGCGACAAGCCCGACUGACAUACGCACUACUGACAUACAGCUUACCCUUCGCCGAUUUGAGCCGGCUAUAUUACUGAAGUAACAUCGCCCCGUCUUGUGAACUGUAUAGCGCUGUAUUUAAAUAGGCCGACUGACAUACUUUUGCGAUUUAUCUAACCACACACACCAACAUACCUGUUACUAUCCUCCUGAGUCCCAGAGGCCUUUAUAAAGGACUUAUUCCACAAGGACAAUUGAAUUGAAACUUUUAUUAAAUAACACAGUUUUAAAUUAAAAUACAAAUCUUAAGCUUGUGGGACUUGGGGGGCUAUAGAAAUUAAGACGUGUCAUAUAUUUGGCCACUUUGCCCGUCACUAUAUAUUUGAAGCAGCUGCGGACUGUGCUAGACCGUAGAGAAAUAAGUAACAAUAAAGUGCUCACUCCAUACAAAGAUAAAAACCUAUUUAUGAGAAGUUUUAACCGAGCUUUGCGAAAACUUAUUUAUAAUAUUUAAGCUUAAUAAGAAUUAAGCAUACCUCCCAUACAACUUAAUAAUUAUUAAGUAUUAGGCAUACCUCCCAUACAACUUAAUAAUUAUUAAGUAUUAGGCAUACCUCCCAUACAACUUAAUAAUUAUUAAGUAUUAGGUAUACCUCCCAUACAACUUAAUAAUUAUUAAGUAUUAGGCAUACCUCCCAUACAACUUAAUAAUUAUUAAGUAAGAAAACUGAUGAGUGAGCAAUUUAUGCGUAGGUACAUAUUUAUCAAUGACUAUACAGUUUUCUGUAAAUAUUAAGCUUAAUCCUAAAUUUUUUAUUUACAUGUAAGUUCGGGAUAUUUAAUACCAUACAUGACAACUGAAUUAGCCUAAGUAUUUAUUUAUAUUUGAUUGUACAAAGUUAU